Malania oleifera is the source of this 2527-nucleotide messenger RNA. Its product is annotated as chloroplast sensor kinase, chloroplastic. NCBI's taxonomy places the organism in Eukaryota, Viridiplantae, Streptophyta, Magnoliopsida, Santalales, Ximeniaceae. The record is from RefSeq and is a predicted model, not a curated record. The transcript is spliced from 9 exons. Bases 75 to 1976 code for a protein of 633 amino acids.
GGAGAUUGGCUGCGGUCUGCAUUUGCUUCUGCCUCCUUCACUUGCUCUAAUUUGGCUCGCAGACUGGUAGUACAAUGCUGCUCUCUGCAAUUCAUUCCCAAAUUCCUCUCUGCAAUCCCAACUCCUACAGCAGCUGCAACCUCCUCUUCUGCCCUCACCCUCAGAAACUCCAUAGACCUAGCAAUUCCACACGCACACCGCUCCUUGCCAAUUCUUCUUCUUCUUCUUCCCCAUCCUCCUUCGCGAACACCAUUUCCGAACACUCCCAAUCCCUCCAAAACCCUAACGCUAGGCCGCUUCAUCAAGUGAGCCACACCAGCCUCGAUGAAGCGGAGGUGUCUUCGGCCGCCGCAGUCGCAUCGGCCAUUCGCAGUGCCUCGACCUCCCCGGUGGAUUUCGUGCAACGGAUCGAGAAGGACGGAAAGAGUGCGGGUUUGGUUCUCCCUAGCGCUGAUUUCCAGAAACUAUGUCUCGAGCAGUUAGACCUCUUUCGCAGAAUCGUCGUACCCAAUGCUUUGCUUUCGGUCUAUGUUAGACCAGCUGGUAGCUAUGUUAUGGACCGGUUGGAGCUACGUCGAGUUGCUUUAUAUCCUGGUGUGAGUGCAGAUGACGUUGUGAUAUUGAUUGGUAAUUUUAGUAUUCCUACAGGCUUACGUGCUGCGGAGGCUGCUCUUUCAAAUCAGCAGGCAGAGGUUAUACCCGAGUUCCGGGCUGUGGUCUUCCCCAUGGUGAAACAUCCUUUUGUUGUGGGGUUUCUGGUUGCUGAGCUUCCAAUGGUGGAAUCAUGCAGCAAUUCACAAGCGGAAGGGCAUGAUUUAAUGCAUUGCCCAUCUCCUGAGGAAGCUUAUGCUCUGCCACGACGUUCAGAUUUGAAACUCUUGGAAAAUCAAACUCUCAAGGAUGACUCAUUGAAAAUGUGCAAGUUCACUGCAGAGCAGAGAUCAAAUGCCAUUAACAUUUCUCGCUCUAUUGCAAUGGCAUAUGUCAUGGAUCAGAAAGCAAUGUUACUUCAGCACUCCUCUUGGCAAAAUAAUGUUAGGAUGAGUAAACUGGUUGAGCAAAUUCGUGGUCCUCUUUCCAGCAUUCGGACAUUAAGUAAAAUGUUAUCUCUUCAUGUGAAGGGAAGUGAGAUAUCUUUUGAUAUUGUUGAAGACAUUCUAGUGCAAGGCGAUCGUAUAAAAGAUACCCUUCAGCAACUUCAGGAUGCUGUUUACCUGACAAAGGCUAAUAUAGUGCGAUACAAUGAAGAAACAUUAAAGAAAAUGCACAACUCAUUUCAUGCCUUUCCGGAGUCAUCCAGAUCUCAAUUGUCAAAUAACUUUUCAAAGGGAACUUCUGGUGAUGACAUGGAAAAAUAUGGUCCACGCUCUUUAACAUCUGCAGCGAAGGAUUUAGAGAUGCCCAUGCCACCUCUUGCUCUUGCACCUUUACAUCAAGGCAGCAUCAGACCAUGCGAUGUUUCUGAUGUGCUGGCAGAUCUGGUGGGGGCUGUGGUACCUCUUGCUCAUAAGCAGCAACGUGCAAUAGAGCUGAGUGAACUCUCGCCAUCAUUGCAAGUUGCAGUGGAAGAACCUGCUUUGCGUCAGGCUUUGAGCAAUUUAAUUGAAGGUGCAUUGUUGCGUACACAUGUUGGGGGAAGGGUUGAAAUUGUAUCCACCGGAGCACCGGCAGGUGGUGCUCUUGUUGUAAUUGAUGAUGAUGGGCCUGAUAUGCAUUACAUGACACAGAUGCAUUCACUUACACCAUUUGGAGCCGAUCUUUUCUCAGAAGAUAUGGUUGAAGACAACAUGACAUGGAACUUUGUUGCUGGGCUGACUGUUGCCCGUGAGAUACUUGAGAGUUAUGGCUGUGUGCUUCGUGUCAUAUCACCUCGAGCCUCAGAUGCUGCCCUCGGAGCAGGGGGUACCCGUGUAGAACUCUGGCUUCCUUCUUUUGCAGCUUCAUCUGAUCCAAGUGGUCCUGCUCAUGAGGCUUAGCACAAUAGCUGGCAUUAUUCCACCAUUUGAGAUUUCUCCUGUUUGGAGCGGAGUGGGUGGUGUUGGAAGAUUUCAGACGAUCUUGCUUGUGUCUGCAGUCUCCUAUGUAGUCUGAUGUGAUUCUGUAUAGAUCGUUUCUGCAGCCCUAUGUGAUUUGAUGUGAUCCUGUAUAGUUAGUUUUGUUCUAAUUGAUUAACGUUGAAGAGAAAAACUGUAAAUAGCAGGGAUUUGAGGACGUAUUGAAAGCCCUCAUUAGGUUGAUGAGACCAUGUUGUACUAGUUAUAUGUACAAGAUCAUGUGAGCAUAGUGAACAAUAGACUUGAGGCUUUAGAUGGCCAAUCUAAGAAGAAGAUGGAAGCUGGAAGAAGUUGCUGCUACAUUUCAAGCAUUUGCCACAUGGUCUGCUCUGUAAAACAAUUUGCAAAGUGUGCGACAUGCUUUGGGUGCCAUGUCAUCACUUUGCUUGGUGCCACCUAACUAAUAGCAGAAAGAUGGUUACCUGUAAUAUUUAUGUUCUGCAAAAGGAAAUGGGUGAUAGUAAUUGGAUGAA